Daldinia caldariorum is the source of this 3741-nucleotide messenger RNA. RefSeq lists its product as uncharacterized. Lineage: Eukaryota; Fungi; Ascomycota; Sordariomycetes; Xylariales; Hypoxylaceae. The coding region runs from base 1 to 3741 and encodes 1246 amino acids. The record is from RefSeq and is a predicted model, not a curated record. Gene Ontology annotation, cellular component: membrane. Gene Ontology annotation, molecular function: protein binding. The transcript has 3 exons.
AUGGAUCGCCACGGAAGACCUGAAGAGGAGAUGUUCCUCAGUAAACCCACUGAAGAUUGCGACAGCCCUACGGUUGAACCACUAAGGAUAUUCAACCCCCAGAGUCCCAGACCUGGCUCCGAUAAAGCCUCAGAGAGGUUCAAAUAUCCCGCCCCGGCAUCUUCCAAGUCUUCUUUUCCCCUCCCGCCGGGCGCCUCGAGCUCUGCUGCGCCUCUGCCGUAUCCUGAUGACGACGACCAUCGAUUUAGUCAGCCUUCUCAGUCGAGUCGACCUCCAUAUCCUACCGACGACCGCCGUCCAUCUCUCAAUAAGAUCUACACGAGCCCUCCGGGCUCCUCACAUCCGAGUUCAUUCAACGACACCUCCCCACGAUUAGAAACAAGUCCUACCGGGAAGAGACCAGGUCUUGCUGAACGACGGGGAACCGCUCCUAGACCUCUACCAGCGUCGCUCAGUCCGGCCAGCCCUCCUCCACAAGACGACAGCGGUCUCUUCGCAAAGCCCCUCGGCAACCAAGCAAGACCGGCACCUAUCAGCACUACCACGUCCUUCCCUGACUAUCAUCAAAAGCCCUACUAUCCUCCGCCUAGGGCGAACUCUGCGGCUUCGAGCUCAAGCUCGAACAGCAAUGCGCGGCCCCAAGCAGCAAGCGAAGACAACCACCUCAAGAUGCCAGAUAGCGGCGUGAACCGCUUUGCAUCCACAGCUUCCACAUCAACUACAAGAGCGAGUCGAGGAUCUCCACCCCCGCCGGAGACUCCUAUCGUAGAACCCGGUACCGUCCCCGGAGGAGGUAUCGAGGCGAGAUAUGCGGCUGCUGGUAUAUCCGGAACCGCUACCCUUAAUAGUCUUCAAAGCUCCGCGGCGGCUCAGCGACUGGCGCAAUAUGGACAGCACCCGGCUACGCAGCAGCAGCAGCAACAGCAGCCGCCUCGUCCUUGGACGCCGACGGAGACUCCUGAUCAGCAACUACAUGGACCCCCUACGGUAUACCAGGGAGCAAACCCCGUCACCAGCCCUACCGCUUCGACUUUCAGCGCGCAGGCAACACGGCCGGCAAAUAUCAAUACAAGCUCAACCCCUACUCCAGCUCCGGCACCGGCCUCGAGCUCAACCGCCAGUAGCGGCGGACCUGCGCUCCAGAUCAGCGUGCUGGAACAAGACUUCCAGCGAAUGCAGAUGUCGCCCAGUCCCCCUCCCGCAUACUCCAGCAUCAAUCUGAGCGGAAGCUCCUCGGCCUAUCCCAACGAGAAGCAGCGGCCAACUCAGGCGAGCUCGAGCUCGUCGACGCCAGCCCAAGCCGCCCAGGCCACGUCGCCGCCCAAGAAGCAGGCGGAAGCCGUAGCCGCCGUAGCCCUCGCGUCCCCGGCUCUACAACAUCCCGGCCACCCGGCCUUCGCGAACGACCCCAGACCGGAGCCCCUGCAGAACGGCCAGCCGCCGCAGUUCGUGGUCGCCGGCGCUACUGCUCAUACGCCGUCGCCCUUCCAGGGCCAGGGCCCGACCUCGCCGCCGCCGCUGCCCGAGGGCUGGAUCGCCCACCUGGACCAGAACUCGGGCCAGUACUACUACAUCCACCUGGCGACGCAGGCGACGCAGUGGGAGUUCCCCAAGGGCCCCAACCCGAUCCACCACCACCACGAGGCGCCGCCCAUCUCCCCCACGGCGUCCACGUACGGCAACCCGCUCGGUUCGCCCAUGUUCGGCAAGCAGAGCGCCCUGGCCUCGCCCAUGUUCCCGCCCCAGACCCCCGCGGGCUACGCCGAGAGCAUCAUGAGCGUGGCCACGGCGACCCCGACCGUCGCCGCCGCCGGGUUCUCGGGCCCGCCCCCCGGCGCCGGCGUCGACAUGUACAAGGUGCAGCCGACGAACGGGGUGUACUUCGGGCCGUACCUGCGGUACACGAACAUGGACGUGGAGAAGGGCGUCUGGCACGGCAGCAUCCUGAUCGUGACCGACAGCCCCCAGCCCCCCACCAUCCACAUCCACCUGAGCGUGGACCUGUCGCCGAACCCGCGGCAGCUGGUGCCGCACACCAUCUUCACGCACCAGCGGUGGCAGUUCUUCAAGUACGACGUCGACCUGCCGAUGGGCGAGGGCGGCACCGAGCGGUGGACGUACGCCGUGACCUCGCACCUCGGGUGCACGCGGUACGAGUUCGUGGUGGCGGGGCGGGGCGAGACGAGCUGGCGGUUCAUCGCGCACUCGGGGAACGACUUCGCGGCGUCGACGUCGCAGAGCGAGCGCGGCAAGCUGGGCGGGCUGGGCUUCAUGUGGAAGGACGUGCUGCAGAAGAACGUGGAUUGCGGCGGCUUCCACGUCCAGCUCGGGCUCGGCGACCAGAUCUACGGCGACCGGCUCUGGAAGGAGGUCCCGCUGCUGAAGCAGUGGCUCGCCAUGCCCGGCCGCGACAACCGCAAGAACGCCCCGUGGACCGCCCGCCACGAGGAGGACGUGUCCCACGCCUACUUCCACUUCUACACGAGCCAUUUCGACCAGCCGUUCCUCCGGGAGGCGUUUGCGCAGAUCCCGCAUAUUUGCCAGAUCGACGAUCACGACAUAUUCGACGGCUACGGCUCGUACCCGGAUUACAUGCAGAACUCGCAGAUGUUCAAGAACAUCGGGCGGAUCGCGGUGGACAUGUACCUGCUGUUCCAGCACCACACGACGCUGGAGGUGUUGCGGAACGUCGGGCACGACAUGGACCUGUUCACGGUGACGGGCCAAGGGUGGCACUUCAUCAAGUACCUGGGGCCGGCGGUGGUGGUGGCGGGCGUGGACCUGCGGUCGGAGCGGACGCAGAGCCGGGUGCUCGCGGGCCCGACGUACCAGGGCCUGUUCCCGAAGAUCGCGAUGCUCCCGCCCAGCGUGCAGCACUGCCUGUGGAUGCUGUCGGUGCCCAUCGUGUACCCGCGGCUGGACACGGUCGAGAGCCUGGCGAACACAUUCGCGACGGGAAAGAAGGCCGUCAACACGACGUACAACGUGCUGGGCAAGGUGACGAGCUCGGUGGCGGGCAUCGUCGGCGGCAAGGAGAUGGUCGCGCAGGGCUUCAGCCAGGUCAAGAAGGCGGUCGGGAAGUCGGGCCUCAUGGGCAACGUCGUCAACCAGUUCGGCGACUUGGACAUCGGCGAGAUCCUGAAGGACAUGUGGACCCACGAUAGCAAGGACCUCGAGCGCACGUAUCUGAUCCGCACGCUGCAGGGGAUAUCGCAUCAGAAGGGCUUGCGUAUGACGUUCUUGUCCGGAGACGUCAACGCCGCAGGCGCCGGCCUCGUGCACGACCCGGCGCACCCGAGCGACCACAAGACGAUGUACCAGAUCAUCACGUCGCCGAUCGUGGCGGCGCCGGCGGCGCAGUACAUCCUGAAGAUGCUGCACAGCAACCGGACGCACUACGUGCCGGCGAACGGGCAGCGGUCGUCGCCCAACGAGGUCAGCGACACGAAGGAGGACAUGAUGGAGAUCUUCCACACGGACGCCAGCGGCGCGCCCCGCGAGCUCAAGAAGCUCAUGGGCCGCCGCAACUACGUCGCCGUCGUCGCCUACGACCCCGACGCCGUCGCCGUCCCCGCCACCCCGUACGGCCCCAACACCCACCACCAGCUCCACCAGCAGGCGAACGGGGGCGUGAGCAGGCUGAGCCUCGCCGUGGAUUUCGUGGUCCAGGGAGACGGCGCGUUCACCGUGCCGACGAAGUAUGGCCCGGUUAUCGUGCCGCAUUUGGAAUUCGGGAGGUAA